Molecule: messenger RNA, 818 nt
Organism: Setaria italica (foxtail millet)
Lineage: Eukaryota; Viridiplantae; Streptophyta; Magnoliopsida; Poales; Poaceae
Product: replication protein A 14 kDa subunit
Exons: 3
Coding region: 141-461 (106 amino acids)
Biological process (GO): DNA replication; DNA repair; DNA recombination
Cellular component (GO): nucleus
Molecular function (GO): DNA binding
Source: RefSeq, a predicted model, not a curated record
GCACCGGCGCCGCCUCCCUCACCUUCCUCGCCCAUAUUCCCGCUCGAUCCAAGCCCUACCCCCACCCCGACCCCGCCCCCGCCGCCGCCGCCCACUGCGAGAGGAGGUCGCUUCGUCCGUUCGUCCGCCCUAAGGAAGAGAUGGACACAUCAAGCCCUGCAGCAAUCGUCAAUGGAGAGAUUCUGAACAAGUUUGUUGGGCGAAGAGUUCGCACGGUGGUUCAAGUCCAACGCAACGAAGGUGGAAUGGUUUUCGGGCAGUCCACUGACGGGCAUCAGUUGACUAUCAAAAGUGCCAUGGACAUUCCUGUAUCGCACUUCAUGGAGGUUUAUGGAAUUGCUGAGCACAACCAGACCAUCCGUGCUGAAGUUUGCACAGAUUUUGGUCCCAACUUUGAUGCCAAGGCAUUUGAUGGGCUGUGCAAGCUCGCGAAUGACAAGUUCAAGCACCUGUUCCUGUAGAGGUCAUCAUCGUAUGGAGGACCUUUGGCCAACUAAAGCUUUUUUGAAGCUGAUGAUAUUGCUAGAUUUAAGAUCUGGCUAAAUGUUCCUGCAUUCACCCCAGUACUUUGUUACUUAUAGUCAGUAUUGGACACCUAUUAGUAUGCAUUAACCUAAGCAGUGUUAUGACUACGAUGACAAGCAAAUUCUAUCAUGUAGUUGAAGAACUUGUGCUCAUUCCUGCUUCUAAGCAAAGCAAACCUAAGCUUUAUGUUGCUGUCACUUGCAUUUGGAUCCUGAGCAGUUGCUGUAAUGGUCAUGCAGCUUGAUGAGAGGGGCAAAUAAUUCUAAUGUGCUAAUUGCACGCCUUAUCUGAAA